Molecule: messenger RNA, 4575 nt
Organism: Carlito syrichta (Philippine tarsier)
Lineage: Eukaryota; Metazoa; Chordata; Mammalia; Primates; Tarsiidae
Gene: NUP133
Product: nucleoporin 133
Exons: 28
Coding region: 1-3936 (1311 amino acids)
Biological process (GO): poly(A)+ mRNA export from nucleus; protein import into nucleus; transcription-dependent tethering of RNA polymerase II gene DNA at nuclear periphery
Cellular component (GO): nuclear pore outer ring
Molecular function (GO): structural constituent of nuclear pore; protein binding
Source: RefSeq, a predicted model, not a curated record
AUGAGUUCGUCAGUCCCCGCCUCUUCCUUCUCUCCUCCUAAUUGCCGUGCUGCUGAGAGUGAGAUGACACUUCUGGCACAGCCACAGGAAGUAAUUCCGACUGGCUUCCCUCAUACAUUUGGACUCCAGGAGAGAGUUCCUGCUCAAAAGCACUGGCAAGUUGCUCUAGCUCCUGCAACACGCAGCUCUUAUCACCGGCUGGCGGGCAGAGCACUAGCCAGCCCAACAAAGCACAAGAACAAAAUCGAUCCCACAAAUCCUCUCGCAGACACCCACUCUCCAUUUCCCAUUUCCCACUUCUUCAGGUGUGAAUUGAAGGAGGAAGGUAAGACUCAACAAGCUGCAGAGUUGGGAUAUACACUCAGGCGGGAGGAGUACGGCAGUCUGCCUCCACAACCUUGGCAAGACUACUGCUCAGAUGCUAGAAUAUGCACAGACAGGCGGAUGGCUUCCUGGGGCAGUGUCAACAACUGGCGCCUGGCGCCCACACUGUGGUCUCCACCAGCGUUUACUCAGCCAUCCCGUUGUUUCAACAAACGUUGCCUGAAUGUCUACUACGUACCUGUUAUGCCGUGCACAAAGAGGCGAUACACAAACUGGGCUAGAAUCGGUGUAUUCGCUUCCUCUUACUGCCCCUGUGAUCUGGUAGGAACACCUACACGAAUAUUCCCACACCACUCCGUAACUGAGUCUAUUAACUAUGAUGUGAAGGUGUUUGGAUCUUCUCUCCCUGUUAAGAUCAUGGAAGCCCUAGCAUUGGCUGAAGUUGAUGAUCAGCUAAGUGUUUGCAUAGAUGAAAGUGGAUGGGCUUGUCUGGUCUUCAAAGAGAAACUCAUUGUUUGGAAGAUUGCUCUGGCACCUAUUACUAAGUUAUCUGUUUGCAAAGAACUUCAGCUGCCACCUAGUGAUUUCCCCUGGAGUGCUGACUUGGUGGCUCUCUCUUACUCUGGCACCUCAGGUGAAGCACCUUCUACUCAGGCUGUUGCUGUCAUGGUCGCCACCAGAAAAGGAUGCAUCCGCUAUUGGCCAAGCCUUGCCAGUGAAGACACCUUCACAGAGACUUUUGUGGAUUUGGGAGGUGACAAGACUUACAGUUUCCUUACAGCAGUGCAGGGAGGAAGUUUUAUUUUGUCCUCAUCGGGAAGCCAGCUAAUUCGGUUGAUACCUGAAAGCCCAGGGAAGAUUCAUCAGCAUAUCCUGCCUCAAGGGCAAGGGAUGCUUUCAGGAAUUGGUCGAAGGGUUUCCUCUCUGUUUGGAAUUUUGUCUCCUAGCAGUGAUCUCAUACUUUCAAGUGUUCUUUGGGAUAGAGAGAGAUCAAGCUUUUAUAUACUGACAAGCGCAAACAUCAGUAAAUGGGAAUUAGAUGAUUCUUCAGAAAAACUAUUACAUAGUUGGGAUGUAAACAGAGCCCUGAAGGAAAACAUUACUGAUGCGAUUUGGGGAUCUGAAAGCAACUAUGAAGCUAUCAAAGAAGGAGUCAACAUUCGUUAUUUGGACUUGAAACAAAACUGUGACGGGCUAUUGAUUUUGGCAGCAGCAUGGCACCUAGCAGACAAUCCAUGCCUCAUCUAUUACUCUCUGAUAACGAUAGAAGAUAAUGGCUACCAAACGCCAGCUGCAGUUACUGUAGAAGUCACUCAGUUUAAUCCACCUUUUCAGUCUGAAGACCUGGUUAUGUGUCAGUUGAUGGUCCCAAACUUUUCAAACCAGACUGCCUAUCUGUAUAAUGAAAGUGUCAUCUAUGUGUGCUCCACAGGAACUGGGAAAUUCUGUCUUCCCCAAGAAAAAAUUGUCUUUAAUACACAAGGAGAUAGUAUUUUAGGUGCUGGUUCCUGUGGUGGUGUUCCUAUCGUUUUUUCUAGAAACAGUGGUCUGGUGUCUAUUAGUUUGAGGGAAAAUGCAUCCAUAUUAGCAGAAGACCUGGAAGAUUCCUUGGCAUCUUCAGUUGCUGGACCAAACAAUGAGAGUAUGAUUUUUGAUACCACUACAAAGAGUGAAACCGUAGUACAGGAAGAUAAAACCAAGUUGUUGAAAGCUGCUUUUCUGCAGUUCUGCAGAAAAGAUUUGGGUAAUGCUCAAAUGAUGGUUGAUGAACUCUUUUCCUCUCACCCUGAUUUGGAGUCUGAUUCCGAACUAGACAGGGCUGUUACCCAAAUCAGUGUCGACUUGGUGGAUGACUAUCCAGCUUCUGAUCCACGGUGGGCCGAAUCUGUCCCUGAGGAAGCACCUGGGUUCUGCAAUACAUCACUGAUCAUUCUUCACCAACUAGAAGACAAGAUGAAAGCCCACUCCUUCUUCAUGGACUUCAUUCACCAGGUCGGCCUGUUUGAACGUCUGAGCACUUUCCCAGUUAGGGAGGUGCCGAUGGAGACACAGCUGCUGCUCUGUGAGCAUGCCGAAAAGCUGUCUGCCGCCAUUGUCCUCAAGAACCACCACUCCCGGCUCCCCGACCUCGUGAACACGGCUCUGUUGAUCGCUCUGAACAAAAGGGAGUGUGAGGUCCCCUCCAACCUGACUCCCGCAGACGUCUUUUUCAGAGAGGUGUCCCAAGUAGAUACCAUCUGUGAGUGCUUGCUGGAGCAUGAGGAGCAAGUCUUGAAAGAGACAAUGAUGGAUUCUGUUGAAUGGGCUGAGGUGGUGAUCAGCGUGAACAAUAUUCUCAAGGAUAUGCUGCAGGCUGCUGGUCAUUAUCGCCAAAGCAGAGACUCCUUGUACAGAAGAGAAAAACCACUAGAUAAAAUGCCCGAGUAUGUUCCGUGGACAGCAACAAGUGGUCCCACUGGUAUCCGAACAGUAAUAGUACGUCAGCAUGGGAUUGUGCUGAAGAUGGUUUACCCACAGGCAGACAGCAACCUCCGAAAUGUCGUGACAGAGCAGCUGGUAGCGCUGAUCGAUUGCUUCCUGGAUGGUUAUGUUUCUCAGCUUAAGUCUCUGGAUAAAUCCAGUGAUCAGGAAAGAUAUAGCAAUCUGGAGAUGGAAUACCUACAGAAGAGAUCAGAUCUCUUAUCUCCUCUUCUCACACUAGGCCAGUACAUGUGGGCUGCUUCUCUAGCAGAGAAAUACUGUGACUUUGAUGUCUUGGUGCAGAUGUGUGAGCAGACCGACAACCAGAGCCGACUGCAGCGCUACAUGACCCAGUUUGCAGAUCAGAAUUUUUCAGACUUCCUAUUCCGUUGGUAUCUGGAGAAGGGAAAGCGAGGCAAACUGCUGUCUCAGCCCGUCUCUCAGCAUGGACAGCUGGCGAGCUUUCUGCAGGCUCAUGAGCAUCUCAGCUGGUUACACGAAAUUAAUAGCCAAGAAUUAGAAAAGGCUCAUACAACACUUCUGAGUUUGGCAAAUAUGGAAACUCGUUACUUUGCAAAGAAAAAAACCCUUCUUGGCUUGAGUAAAUUGGCUGCGUUAGCUUCAGACUUUUCGGAGGAUAUACUGCAGGAAAAAAUUGAAGAAAUGGCUGAGCAGGAGCGCUUUCUACUACACCAGGAGACCCUACCUGAACAGCUGCUAGCAGAGAAACAGCUAAAUCUCAGUGCAAUGCCAGUGUUGACUGCACCACAGCUCAUUAGUUUGUAUAUCUGUGAAGAAAACAGAAGAGCUAAUGAAUAUGAUUUCAAGAAAGCUUUGGACUUGCUGGAAUAUAUUGACGAGGAAGAAGAUGUAAAUAUAAAUGAUCUCAAACUGGAAAUCCUUUGCAAAGCUCUUCAGAGAGAUAACUGGUCCAGUUCAGAUGGUAAAGAUGAUCCAAUUGAAGUAUCUAAAGAGAGUAUAUUUGUGAAAAUUUUACAGAAACUUUUAAAAGAUGGCAUUCAGCUCAGCGAGUACCUGCCAGAGGUGAGAGACCUGCUGCAGGCAGACCAGCUCGGCAACCUGAAGUCUAACCCGUACUUUGAGUUUGUUCUGAAAGCAAAUUAUGAGUAUUAUGUUCAGGGACAAAUGUAACUGUUUCUAAACAUGUCAUUGCUUUUGAAAUUUGUGUAAAUGUAUCCUUACAAAAAUUGUAGGCCUAGGAGCUUGUACAAUUUUAUAAUAUGUAUAGCUGAAUUUUAUAUGCUUUAUAUGGAAGUUAAUAUAAAAUAGUUGUAUAAUGAUAAUUCUGGUUUUUAGCGUCAUGGUAUUUUCUCUCCUAUUUGCCUCCUGCCGUCUGUCGGCUGUUGUUCCUGUGCAUGCUGCCCUUUCUCCCAGAUCUCACCUGGGUUCUAGAAUUCCUGGUUUGGUCCUGGCUAUUCCUACGUACAAGGAACUUCUAGGCCUCAGUUUCUGUAACUCUCAGAAUUGCAAGAUUGUGCUAGAUUGUCUCUGAAGCUGCUGUCUCUGUGGGUGUUGUCCACUGAAGAGACACUAGAGUGUUUGGUAUCUGUAUUGGCUAGGGCUGAUGGGAAACACCUAGUAAUGUGCAUGUCAAAUUUUGCUGACUUACUACGGGGCUAAAAGCCAGAGCAGAGUGGGCCUGACUCCUGUGAGCUUGAUAACUGAUGAAGUUGCUCACUGGGAGCAUUCCCAUUCUCAGCAUAAAUAAAUUAAUCAGUACUAAUGAAAGUGUCUUAGUGAAAAAAAUAAAGUUGUAGCUUUCUAACCUGU